Saimiri boliviensis boliviensis (Bolivian squirrel monkey) is the source of this 3003-nucleotide messenger RNA. RefSeq names its product DnaJ heat shock protein family (Hsp40) member A4 (gene DNAJA4). Lineage: Eukaryota; Metazoa; Chordata; Mammalia; Primates; Cebidae. Gene Ontology annotation, biological process: protein folding; response to heat. The record is from RefSeq and is a predicted model, not a curated record. Gene Ontology annotation, molecular function: ATP binding; Hsp70 protein binding.
CCGAAGCCGCGUUCCCCGGCCCCCGCCAUGGCCCGGGGCGGCAGUCAGAGCUGGAGCUCCGCGGAGCCGGACGCGCGGCCGGAGCGGCCGGCGGAGGAGCAGGCGCCCGAGAAGCCCGGGGACAAGAUGGUGAAGGAGACCCAGUACUACGACAUCCUGGGCGUGAAGCCCAGCGCGUCCCCGGAGGAGAUCAAGAAGGCCUAUCGGAAGCUGGCGCUCAAGUACCACCCGGACAAGAACCCGGAUGAGGGCGAGAAGUUUAAACUCAUAUCCCAGGCAUAUGAAGUGCUUUCUGAUCCAAAGAAAAGGGAUAUUUAUGACCAAGGCGGAGAACAGGCAAUUAAAGAAGGAGGCUCAGGCAGCCCCGGCUUCUCUUCACCCAUGGACAUCUUCGACAUGUUCUUUGGUGGUGGAGGACGGAUGGCUAGAGAGAGAAGAGGCAAGAAUGUUGUACACCAGUUAUCUGUAACUCUUGAAGAUUUAUAUAAUGGAGUCACGAAGAAAUUGGCCCUCCAGAAAAAUGUAAUUUGUGAGAAAUGUGAAGGUGCCGGCGGGAAGAAGGGCUCCGUGGAGAAGUGCCCGCUGUGCAAGGGGCGGGGGAUGCAGGUCCACAUCCAGCAGAUCGGGCCGGGCAUGGUGCAGCAGAUCCAGACCGUGUGCGUGGAGUGCAAGGGCCAGGGCGAGCGCAUCAACCCCAAGGACCGCUGUGAGAGCUGCCUCGGUGCCAAGGUGAUCCGCGAGAAGAAGAUCAUCGAGGUUCACGUGGAGAAAGGUAUGAAAGAUGGGCAGAAGGUACUGUUUCAUGGAGAAGGAGAUCAGGAGCCUGAGCUGGAGCCUGGUGAUGUCAUAAUUGUGCUUGAUCAGAAGGAUCAUAGUGUCUUUCAGAGGCGAGGCCACGACUUGAUCAUGAAAAUGAAAAUUCAGCUUUCUGAAGCUCUUUGUGGCUUCAAGAAGACAUUAAAAACAUUGGACGAUCGGAUUCUUGUUAUCACAUCCAAAUCAGGUGAGGUGGUGAAGCACGGGGACCUGAAAUGUGUGCGCGACGAAGGGAUGCCCGUCUACAAAGCACCCCUGGAGAAAGGGAUUCUCAUCAUACAGUUCCUGGUGGUCUUUCCCGAAAAACACUGGCUCUCCCUGGAAAAGCUUCCUCAGCUGGAAGCUCUGCUCCCGCCUCGACAGAAAGUGCGGAUAACGGAGGACAUGGAUCAGGUGGAGCUGAAGGAGUUCAGCCCCAGCGAGCAGAACUGGCGGCAGCACCGGGAGGCCUACGAGGAGGACGAGGACGGGCCCCGGGCCGGGGUGCAGUGCCAGACGGCGUGACGGGGCGGGCGGGCGGCCCCGCCGGACCCGCACAGGACGCCCGGUCGGCACGAUGACGCUUUCACGGCCUCGUGUCUGGGGUGUCCCGUGUCUGUGUUCAGCGUUCUCAGUUGCUGAGUGUCUUUCCGGUUUUUCUUUGUGCUGUCACUUAAGUUACAGCUUAAUUUAUAUUUAAAUGUUUUAAGUGUGAAUCGCCUCUAGUCUGCAUAUGGAGUCUGUUCAUUUCUGUCUUCAGGGUGUACUUUUGAGAUGUCAGUGGUCGCACCGACACUUUGUGCUUCUAGUGGCUUUGCUGUAAUUCAGCGUCACUGAUAAAGCACAGCCCCGUUAGCAGCUCAGCCCCUAGCAAACCCCGAGGCACAAAGCGGGCGUCCUGGCCCAUCUCGAGGUCUGUGGUUUCUCCUCCGUCCCUUGGCAGAGUUAUUGAGGGCAUGAUCUCAGGGCCGCUAAGAUCACAUUUCUGAGGAUUCUGGAUGAUCCUCUUGAAGAAUAAAAGCACAUCCGUGGAUCCAACAUGCCUGCAUGUGCCUGGUUAACAGGGCCAACCUAGUUCCACUGUUCUGUGCCCUUCAGUGGAUGGAACUGUGUGUCUGGUCGUCUCUCUUGGAAGUUUUCCUGAGACUUCCAAGCUCUGUGGUGAGGACAAACCAGUGUUUGGAAUCAUGCUGUUAACAACUGUUUUUCUGUGACCCUCACAACUUGUUCUUCGUGGUUUUAAUGAUUUUCUGUUGACAACUUUUGCAACGCUCUCCCACCAAAGUGCUUCUUGUAAAGAAAACUCAAUCCUUCUAUGUCCCUGGCAGCCCCAGUGCAGCCCCGACGCCGAGGGAAAACGUGGCUGCUGUGGCCCGCGGCACAGCCAGCUUCUCCGACCAGUAAUCCUGGUCACUUGAGGGUCUGCAGACACAUAGAGCUCCUCAGUGUUUCCCCCUCAUCCUCCCAGACUCGGCUCCCUUCCAAAGGAUCGUUCCUCUCAUUGCACAGCCAUAUUACAAAGGGCUUCCUGCUCACGGGAUGUUUUGGUGAGAACUGCAGAGUUCCACUGUGGAUUAGCUUGUAUGAACUACUGCUGUAAAUUACAGCUUGUGAGGAGGGACGUUAGUCAUUAUUUUAUUCCUGACAGGUAGACUACAACUGGAACUUAGGGUUACCUCAGUCUUUAGCCACUACUGCUAAUUUCUUGCCCUGAGUCACGGAAAACUUCUGAGCUGCUGGGUUAAAGCAGAGGUCACCUGUCAGAUCCACCCUUAAUUGGUUACAUGGCACCUGAGAGUUUGCCUCACACCAGGGACCUUCCUUAGGAGGGUCAAAGGGCAGAUCAGACCAUGCAGGUAGGGUGAACCAGCUGGAUGGCCCGGGUUCUGCAGAACAUUGCCAGCUAGUGGGGCACAAGUUGCUCAAAGUAUAGAAACAGCCCACCUGUGCCCACUUUGACCAUUGGUCAAGAUAGAUACAAAACCACUUCUUCCAACUAAGCCCGUAGGAAAUCAGCUUGUAAGUGGACCACACUCCAGGGUGGUAUUUCUGUGCUGUGACUUCCUAAUAGAUUCUUGCUAAAGGACUGCUGUUUAGUGAUGGAGCAAAUUUACUUUCAUGUAAGAGGAAUUUGGAGGAUGUUGCUUAAAAUUUUAUUCCACCUGUACAUUUGUUACUUUAAAAUUAAAAUUGAGCUGGUAUGAGAGA